CUGGCUAGGAGAUUCAGCGGUGAGGCGUUCGGAAUAAGUUGAACGGGGAUCGAUUGGUCAGGUCUGGGUAAAGGGAAAUGGAAGUCCGCAGACGGGGAUAAGAGAUUGAAAUCCGAAUGUGGAACUUUUUUGUUUUUGUCUGUGAGGAAAUACUUUUAGGGAAAUGUCUCCUCGGACCUUUUGUGUGUGUUACCUUUCAUGUGCAAACCAUUAACUGAACAAAGAACUAGCAGAUUCCCAUCAGACCUGUUUAUUGAUUUGAUCAGAUGAGCAGCCUCAGUCAGUGCAGUGAACAGACCGACAACAGCAACAGCCUCCAUUCCAGAGUUGCCUCUCCUCAGCCCAAGACUGCAGCACUACAGCAUGUAGACAGCGGUGCUUUCUCCUUGAGCUUUUGCAAAUGAAAAUGGAGGACGUGUCUCUGUCCAGUAUGGACAACAGUAAGAUGGAGGGCUUUGCUCAGGAGAUCCUGUCUGACCUGGUGGAGGACGCCUGUUUGGGGCUUUGUUUUGAAGUUCACAGGGCUGUCAAACAGGGAUACUUUUUUCUAGAUGAUACAGACCAGGAGAGUAUGAAGGACUUUGAAAUCGUGGACCAGCCUGGAGUAGACAUUUUUGGGCAAGUGUACAACCAGUGGAAAAGCAAAGAGUGUGUGUGUCCCAACUGCAGCCGGAGCAUUGCUGCCUCACGAUUUGCUCCUCACCUGGAGAAAUGCCUUGGCAUGGGCCGCAACAGCAGUCGCAUUGCCAACCGCAGAAUUGCGAGCGGCAACAACACGAACAAAUCAGAAAGCGAUCAAGAGGACAACGAUGAUGUCAAUGACAAUGACUGGUCUUAUGGGGCAGAAAAGAAAGCCAAGAAGAGAAAGUCAGAUAAGGUAUUUUUACAUUCUUUGAAACAACCUGUAUACUUGAAUCCAAAUUCACCGAGAAGAUCCAAAUCCAUGAAACAUAAAAAUGACUGAACAGAAGAAACGAACCAGAGAAAACUUCCACAUCAAAGAAGGCGGAGCCGCAGAGUGCACCUACUCAUUAUGUAAUCGUCACGGACCAAUGGUAGUUUGAAGGCAUUUACCAGCCUGAGCAAACUUUUCCAGAAAGUUGGCUUUGGCAAGUCAACUGAUUUUGUUCGAAAUGACGUCACAACAGUGCGUUCUUCAAUUUCGCUUGAAGUAUAUGGGGCCUUUAGGGGCUAUUCAUACAGAGUGUGUUUUUGCAUUGAAAAAUGUGACGUGGGGAAUGGGGGAAACGCAAAGACACUUUUCUUUUGCUCAAUUAUCGAAUAUCCAUCUAGUGCAUGUUUACAAAGGAAAACAAUAGAAAUGCAGUGCAGUGGAAUGCAAAAACACAAUCCGUGUGAACGGCCCCUUAAGUUGCAUUCAGCAAGUUCGAGGUCCAUUUUAAAUGCUUUACUUGCCAGUUAAAAAUAUUGUAAGCGAUAAUGUAUGCUAACAGUCAACCGUCUUUGAGACUUUUAAAGUUGACAAUAAUUUAAGACAUUUUAAUUAACUGUCUGGUGAAUGGUUUUCUUGAAGCUUUGCUGGGUCCUAAGAGACGUGUGGAGAACCAGGACAGUUUGUGCGUGUUGUUAAGAGAGGAGACAUUCUCUCAAUAACACUGUGGGUGUCAGGAGUCACUCACUACCCACAGUGCCACACUGUUCACCUUCUCACAGGACUGUGUGACCUAAAUUAUGCUGAUCAGUGGAGGAGAUGUGGACUAAUUCCUCUGUCAUUCAGUUUACAUAAUAUUUUUUCCAUUUUCAUCUUCAGAAUUUUUUGCACAAUCUCUCAUAUCCUGCUCGUGCAGCUUUGAUGGCUGGUCUCUCAAAAACAACACAUCUAGAAUAGAGGAACUUGCACGAUUCUCUCAGGGAGGAAGUUAGAACUCAUAUCGGCAGACAGACGCUGGGCCAGUUGAGCUCUCCCAUCACUAAGGUGCAGGAUUCUUUCUAAAUGAAAACGAAAUGAAAUUCUCAUUCUGGGAGGAUUUUACAGCAGUUAAUAAUAAAAUCGUUAAAGAUUUAAUAGUAAAAAAAUUAAGAUCAUAAAUCAGUGUGAACAGUUUCCCAUCAGGUAAUUACUACACGGUUUCUUAUUACAUUGUUUUGGAGAAUCAUGAUCCAGUAGAGUAUUUUCUUUUCUCUGUAGUUCAAUAGCCAAAGUGUGGUACAGUUGUACUGUAUUAUGUCACUAGUUCUAUAGCACAUUAUCAUACUACAUUUUUUAUUUUCAGUAGUAAGUUAUUGGUUACAAAGAGAGGAAAGACAGUUUGGCAUAGACCUCCAAAAAUAAUUAAGGCUUUAUCAUUGUAAUUUUUUAUUAUUUUGUAUUAGAUGUUUACAGUGUAAGGUGUCCUGUGCGGUCUCACUUUGUGACUAUGUAUAUUUGACUAGGUGAAAGAUGCUGCUAUCCUGGCCGUGAGCCAUAUGCUUAUGGGCAUGUCAUCAAUGUAAUAAAAGAUCAGAACUCAUA
Messenger RNA from Cyprinus carpio (common carp), 2473 nucleotides. RefSeq names its product ataxin-7-like protein 3. NCBI's taxonomy places the organism in Eukaryota, Metazoa, Chordata, Actinopteri, Cypriniformes, Cyprinidae. Gene Ontology annotation, molecular function: transcription coactivator activity. Gene Ontology annotation, cellular component: SAGA complex; DUBm complex. Gene Ontology annotation, biological process: regulation of transcription by RNA polymerase II; positive regulation of DNA-templated transcription. The record is from RefSeq and is a predicted model, not a curated record.